AUGACCACAGCGCAAUUUUUCUCUCUCGGCUGCCGUGUUGCAAAGGGCGGCUGCAUCGACUUGACAUAUAGUGUCAUCAUCCGCAACGACUUUUGUCUAACCGUUAUCAGCUCGGCUCGCGACAACAACGCAUUCGAACUUCCAUCAACCAUGAAGAACUACAAGAUCAAGUUCAACAUCGGCAACUCGGAGGAGGAAGGAGUCAUCGAGUCUCUCGAUCAUCGCGCCGACAACACCGUCAUGGCUACCAUCCGCUACAUCACGAAGGUCAAGUGCGUCUUGAGGCAUGGCCCGGUCCUGUACACCAACUUCGCCGCGACGCGUGCUGAUGUUCUCUCCUUCCAACUGAAUGGCAACCCAUCUCACAGGGGCGAGGAACGAACGAUCCACCGCAACGUGCUGACGGCAGCAUCUAGUUUACUGGUGUUCCUCGCGGUGCCUGGUUAUAUCCUUUUCUGUCGCGACUUGAACAGGGCUGACAGCCACGUGCGCAGGCAGGUGCGCGCGUGA
Molecule: messenger RNA, 510 nt
Organism: Pseudozyma hubeiensis SY62
Lineage: Eukaryota; Fungi; Basidiomycota; Ustilaginomycetes; Ustilaginales; Ustilaginaceae
Product: vacuolar ATP synthase subunit
Exons: 6
Coding region: 1-510 (169 amino acids)
Source: RefSeq, a predicted model, not a curated record